Molecule: messenger RNA, 2151 nt
Organism: Dermacentor andersoni
Lineage: Eukaryota; Metazoa; Arthropoda; Arachnida; Ixodida; Ixodidae
Product: ornithine decarboxylase-like
Cellular component (GO): cytoplasm
Molecular function (GO): ornithine decarboxylase activity
Source: RefSeq, a predicted model, not a curated record
UCAUCAGCAGCGCGUCACCACUGACGACGGCCGCCGGCUUUUCACAAUUUUUCUUGUCUCGACACUGGAAGAAGUCUUUACGAAAACUCGUCACAGCUUCAUAUUCUUUUCGCUACUGCGAGGCGAAGUUAGAGCAGCGCGGGUUUUGCAAUGGGAGAAACCAAGGACAGCGAGGAUUUGGUUCACGUUGAUGAAAAAGUCACGGAUGUCGCCCGAAAAGUCAUUCAAUCGCAGUCCGCAGACGAUGCCUUUUUUGUUUGUGAUAUACGGGAUUUGGAAGCGAAGAUAAAGCUAUGGCGUGAGGAAAUGCCCCGUGUGACGCCUUUCUAUGCUGUCAAGGCAUGCUCAGAUCCUGUAAUACUUCAAAUUCUCAACACCCACGGAGUGAAUUUCGAUUGUUCAAACAAGGCCGAAAUGAUGUCUGUGUUCGACAUGGGCGUCACUGCAAGUCGAAUCGUGUACGCCAACACCGUGAAGUGCACGUCACAUCUGCGCUUCGCGCAAGAACGAGGCGUGACCCUCAUAACUUUUGAUUCAGCUGAAGAGUUGGAGAAAAUCAAGGACCCUAACGCGAGGUUGCUGCUGCGUAUAGCUGCAAAUGAAUUUGGCGUACAGCAGUCCAUGAAUGCCAAAUAUGGGAUUCCAUUCCAUGAUGCAAGAAACGUUCUCUCUGCCGCUCGCGAUAUGGAAUUGAAUGUGGUUGGUGUGUCAUUUCAUGUUGGGUGCGCUUACAAGCAUCCCGAAAUAUUCGCACUGACAAUCGCUGAUGCCAGAGCCAUUUUCGACAUUGGCAUCGAGAUGGGUUUUGCAAUGGCAGUUCUUGACAUCGGGGGUGGAUUUCCUGGCGGCGUCCGAAAGAAAGACAAUUUCCAAAAGGUUUGCGAAGCUGUGCGAUCUUCUAUCGACAAGUUUUUUCCUGCCUCGUCUGGCGUGGAGAUUAUUGGUGAACCAGGACAAUUUUUCGUCACAUCCGCAUACACUUUGCUGACAAAAGUCGUCGGCAAGAAAACGAAGGAACUCGUCAUUGAUGGCCUAACACAAAGGCAUGAAAACGUGUACAUAAAUGAAAGCAAAUACAACUGCAUUCCUCGGGACCUCUACCAGUUUAUGGACAUAAGUUACCGACCACUUGAUCCACCCUAUGAGAGGCCUACAGACGUGCUCACCACUCUGUGGGGUGCCACCUGCAAUCCCAUGGACUGCAUUUUGAGCAAGGUGCCAUUCUUCAAAGUCUCCGUGGAAGAGUGGCUGCUAAUGGAUAACAUGGGCGCCUACACGCUAGUGCUGGCCUGUGGUUUCAACGGCUUUCCCAUGCCAGAAGUGCACUACAUCUCCACGGCGAAGAUCGCUCCUCAACUUCGUCGCACCAUCGACGCCAUGGUGGUCCGAUCUGGCUACGGCCACUUGCAACAGGCCGUCAAGUGGCACCGCAUGCGAAACAGUCUGUCACACAAGGCUUAGCUAGUUUCACGCCUGUAAAACUCGAUGAGCUGACCUUCUUGCCAGCCCCAUACUUAAUACACUCCUAAGCGGACCUUUCCGAAUGUUCAAUAUUGUAGCAGCGUACUCCGUCAGUUAUUUACCUUAAGCGUUACCAACACGUAUAGUCUAGAGUAUAAAAAACAUGGGAUGUCACUGAGAUUUGUUGUAAACUGAAUGCAUUGUUAUUGCCUUUCCUUUAUGUCAAAACUCUAAACCAGAGCCCCCGUGUAGUAACACACCGAAAUUACCAGUCGGUGUUAGCUCCAACUGUAUAUAAGUAGUUGUUUCUUCGCACCCAUGUAUCGCUAUCUUUAUUCUGACAGAAGCUGUGACAAAGCGUUUCUACGAUUCCGCACGUAAUCGAAAACCAUUUUGCCCAACCCUCCAGAGUCCUAAAGCUAUAAUCUGCAAAUUUUUAUAACCAGUAUCAUCAGUCUGCGACACACUAUAUUUAUUGUCUUGUUACCCCAAUCAAGUAUUUUACACGCGUGGUGCAAAAAUUGCAGCCCUUGGUGUGGCAGAUUCUCAAAAUAAUUCUAUGCUGUGAGGUAUUGUGCCCGUUCUACAGUUUUUUCUGGAUUUAUAGUGCCUGAUACGUUAUUUCCUUUUCCAACAAUGGGCUCUAAUUUUCCCUGUCGCUUCCGCUGAGCAAUAAAACUGUGUCCUUUU